GCCCCCCACAAUGCAUUGCGUUGUCAAGAUGGCGCCCCACGUAGUCGCUUGACAUUUGUCAACAACACCAAAGCGCAACUAAACGUAAAUUGGACUGUGUAGCGAGGCUGGCCGCUAAUAUUUCAGACAGGAGGAUGAAACUGUUGCUGUCAGUGUUAAAAAGAACCCGUAAAGCAGCAGUUUGCGCCAGUCGCCAGCGCUGUCUGAGCUCCUGUGCCCGUGGCGGCCUGAUACUUCUCCGAGAUGAGGCUCUCAUCGUCGGGUCAAGCCCGGAGCUCGUGCAGAGACUCUGCUCACAGGUGGAGGUGAGGACGGGCUUCAUCACCGAGGAGGAGGAGGGGGCCCUUCUUCGAGAGCUGGAGCCAGGCCUGAAGAAGAAACGCUACGAAUUCGACCAUUGGGACGAUGCUAUUCACGGUUACCGAGAGACUGAGCGUGUGAGGUGGGAGGCGGCGUGUGAGGAGGUCUUGAAUCGCGUCCGAUCUGUAGCAUUUCCUGCGGGUAGUCCACUCCUCGGGCCCGUGCACAUUCUAGAUCUGGACAAGACUGGAUACAUCAAAGCACACGUUGACAGUGUUAAGUUCUGUGGUAACACCAUUGCUGGGUUGAGUCUUCUGUCGGACAGUAUCAUGCGCUUGGUGAAGCAGGAUGCCGCCAGUGAAUGGCUGGACCUGCUGCUGCCCAGGCGCUCCCUCUACAUACUGAGGGACGAGGCCAGAUAUAACUUCACCCAUGAGAUCCUGAAAGAUGAGGAAUCUGUGUUCAAUGGACAGAGAGUCCCUCGGCUACGUCGUAUCUCCGUCAUCUGUCGGAACGUUCCGGGCUAACACCCACUUUGGCCCAUAGUAACAGACCAUAACCUGAAUUUAGAGGAUAAUGUCUGUGAUCUCCAUGUUAAAGCUGAAAUAUUGGUUGAUAUACAUCUAUGGUGAGAUUUGGUGCAGUUGAGACACUCUUUAUAAUGUGAUUUUGAAUAGCUGAUUGAAAUAAACAGCAGGUUAUUACACAACCUCCCACAACAACUGCACCACUCCACCCUGCUGGGAAGGAUGUGAGCUUUAAAUGUAUAAAGUGAUUCUGAAUCAUGUUUGGUGUGUUCGUCUACUUCUGUAUAGUACAGAGACUCUUUGUGAAUAAUUUCCAGAUAACAUCAAAGUGAACAAGGAUGCAAUAAAGAUUGUUCUUGGUUUAACAUA
Micropterus dolomieu (smallmouth bass) is the source of this 1196-nucleotide messenger RNA. RefSeq names its product alkB homolog 7 (gene alkbh7). The record is from RefSeq and is a predicted model, not a curated record. The coding region runs from base 135 to 827 and encodes 230 amino acids. Gene Ontology annotation, cellular component: mitochondrial matrix. The transcript has 4 exons. Gene Ontology annotation, biological process: DNA damage response; fatty acid metabolic process. Lineage: Eukaryota; Metazoa; Chordata; Actinopteri; Centrarchiformes; Centrarchidae.